Messenger RNA from Galdieria sulphuraria, 645 nucleotides. RefSeq lists its product as uncharacterized. Bases 4 to 480 code for a protein of 158 amino acids. The record is from RefSeq and is a predicted model, not a curated record. Lineage: Eukaryota; Rhodophyta; Bangiophyceae; Galdieriales; Galdieriaceae. The transcript has a single exon.
CUUAUGUUUGUUCAUAAUAUGUUUCCGGAAACAACUCAAGAAAAUGUUUCCAAUUUCCCUGAAAUAUGUAGACAACAAGGAAAGAACAAAGUUUGUGCACAGGUGGUAUGCCCAAGACCCCAAAGAGUAUCGAAAGCUUUGAGUGCGUUGGAGCUUCAAAGUUUAAAGGCGGGAGAGUCUUGUUUUCGGAUAGAAGAGGUGGAGAAAUACAAAAGGGAAUCCACAAGACCUUUUAGCUGUCCAUGGUCCAACAGAGAGGAUACUUUAACUACCACAGAACCUUGCGAAGACGAGGCCUUUCAAGACGUGACCCCACCGGAAAGGACGGAAAAUCCUAUGGUGAGAGACCAUUGGUUUUUAUUCUCCAACCGAACAAGGUGUGGUUGUGCAAAACUUUCAGAAUGUCCAGCAGGCGAGGUAUUCAAGCACAAUGCAAACCUAAGAAGAACUGGCAAUAAGAGCCCAGCGCUAUCUGUGUAGUAUCUGUAAGUUAUUCAACACAACAAAGUUGUGGCUGUUGGAAGUUUUGAAUGUACAUAUAUAUAGUAUAAAUAGAGCAGUAGGAUAGUACGUUAUGUGGGAAAAGCCACAAGAAAAUGUAAAUAUAAUAGUAAAUAUUUAGAGCGCAUGUAAAGUGUUGGAAAA